UUCUAGAGCACAGGGAGGUCUGCCUUUCGUCCUCAAAAUCCCCAACGUCUUCUCGCUCUAUUCUUUCUCUUUCUUUCUCUCUCUCUUCCUCUUUCUCUCUCUAAAACCCUAAAUUUCGAUGGGUCAGGUUCUUGGGGAACCUCAAUAACGUUGAAGGAGAGGGGAAGGAGGGGAACGACUCAAUGCCGGAGGAGGAUCUGUUGGAGCUGAAAUUCCGGCUCUACGAUGGCUCAGACAUCGGCCCUUUCCGGUACGCUCCGUCUUCGACAGUGGCGAUGCUCAAGGAGAGGAUUGUUGCGGAGUGGCCUCGAGAUAAAAAGAUUAUACCAAAGGCUGUUAGUGAUAUAAAGCUCAUCAGUGCGGGGAAGAUAUUGGAGAACAGCAGGACGGUUGGCCAGACAAGAACUCCAUUUGGUGAUGUUCCUGGGGGGUCUAUCACCAUGCACGUUGUUGUGCAACCAUCUUUACCUAAGGCGAAAACAGAAAGGAAGGUUGAGGAAUCGCCAAAGAGCAGAUGCUUGUGUACUAUAUUGUGAGGUGGCAAGUUGUGUGACUGAAGUGGAACAGGAUUGAAUUUGAAGGAUCUGAAUCAUCUGAUAGUUGUGAAAUAUCUUCUCUUGGUUCUCCAGUCUGUCAUUGUUGAAAGGUCAGGGUCAGGCAAUCUGAUGUUGCAGGGUGGUGUCAUGAACACUAGAUUUGGUGGGUGUGAUAACUGUCAUUCUGGCAACAUUGUGAAUGAAUUCCCAUAUUCAUGGUUUGUUCU
Molecule: messenger RNA, 763 nt
Organism: Nymphaea colorata (pocket water lily)
Lineage: Eukaryota; Viridiplantae; Streptophyta; Magnoliopsida; Nymphaeales; Nymphaeaceae
Product: membrane-anchored ubiquitin-fold protein 3-like
Exons: 4
Coding region: 183-536 (117 amino acids)
Molecular function (GO): protein binding
Source: RefSeq, a predicted model, not a curated record